Molecule: messenger RNA, 180 nt
Organism: Sporothrix brasiliensis 5110
Lineage: Eukaryota; Fungi; Ascomycota; Sordariomycetes; Ophiostomatales; Ophiostomataceae
Product: H/ACA ribonucleoprotein complex subunit 3
Exons: 1
Coding region: 1-180 (59 amino acids)
Biological process (GO): snRNA pseudouridine synthesis; ribosome biogenesis; rRNA pseudouridine synthesis
Cellular component (GO): box H/ACA snoRNP complex; box H/ACA telomerase RNP complex
Molecular function (GO): telomerase RNA binding; box H/ACA snoRNA binding
Source: RefSeq, a predicted model, not a curated record
AUGCAUCUCAUGUGCACCGUCGACGCCAGCGGCAAGCGUCUCUACACGCUCAAGAAGCUGACGGCCGAGGGCAAAGUCACAAAGUCGGCCCACCCGGCGCGGUUUUCGCCCGACGACAAGUGGUCGCGCCAGCGGGUGACGCUGAAGCGGCGGUUUGGUCUGCUGAAGCUGGAGAAGUAG